AUGGGAAUUUCUCAGUGGACAUCGACCAAUGACGAAUUUAGUCUCUUUAUCCAAAUGGAGUUUUUCGAUUCGACGCUGGACGUGUGGUUGAAGGAGAGGCCCACCAAGGAGGAAAGGCAAGGGGAGGGUGUGGUCUCCAUUUUCGUCCAGAUGUUGCAAGGUCUCGAUGCCAUCCACCGGAAAGAUAUCCUUCACAGGGAUAUUAAAUCCAACAAUAUUUUUUACAAGGAGGAAAAUGAUAAGAAAAUUUGGAAAAUAGGAGAUCUCGGACUCAGCAAAAAGGUGAACAGUUCCAGCGGAGAAGAGAGCAGUCUUGACGACGAUGGUCUCUCCCACGUGGGAAAUGUUAAUUGCAGAAGCCCAGAAAUGUCGAAGGGGCUAAAUUACACUUACAAAACGGACAUUUACAGCAUGGGCCUCGUCUUUUUGGAAAUCCUUCUUCCCGAAGUGACCAACAGUGGGAAAAAGAUACAGGUAUUUUCACAAAUUAGAGAGUCCGAAAAUUUGGCCGGUUAUCUGCCAGACCUUCUCAGAGGAGCAGGAAGUGAGGACAAGAAUCAUAAAAUUCGCGAGAAUGGAGUAAUGUACGAAAUAUUGGAAGGGAUGCUCAAUUCUGUGCCAUUGUGUAGACUUGAGAUUUAUGAAAUUUUGAAACUCUUGGGUUCCACGUGA
This is a messenger RNA of Folsomia candida, 672 nucleotides long. Its product is annotated as interferon-induced, double-stranded RNA-activated protein kinase-like. The coding region runs from base 1 to 672 and encodes 223 amino acids. The record is from RefSeq and is a predicted model, not a curated record. The transcript is spliced from 2 exons. Lineage: Eukaryota; Metazoa; Arthropoda; Collembola; Entomobryomorpha; Isotomidae. Gene Ontology annotation, molecular function: ATP binding; protein kinase activity. Gene Ontology annotation, biological process: protein phosphorylation.